GUCGCCGGUUUCGUUCGUGUUUAGAUAUUUAAUAAAAUGAAUUAUUUAUGUUUGGCCCUAUUUUAAAACAAUAGUAAUUUAAUCAGUUUAGAAAAGUAAUCAAACCAAGAAUUAUAAUAUUUGAAUAUUCCAUCAUAUCACCAUGAACGCUAGCUUAAAUUCGAGUUUGUUGCAACGCACCAUAGAUCUACAGUAUGAGAACAAGAAGCGCUCUUAUUCUUUAAAGUGGAGCAUGAUAAAUGGCUGCCUCUUCGUUGUCUUCGUUUACGAUUUAUCAUGCAAAUGCCCCAACUACACUUCGGCGUUUCACUAUGCGGAGUAUGCCUUGGCAUUAGUGCUGGGUAUAAGUUUGAUCCAGCACGGCUACCAGCUGUUGAAGCGGAGCCCACCGCUGGCCAUCACACCGAGGCAGCGAGACUUGUUGGGAGUAGGUGAUGCAGACACAUCAUUCCGUAUAAUCGAGCAGCAAUCGCUAUCGUCCCACUCCAUAUCGCCGGACGUGUCGUCAUUGUCGGCGUCGCAGUCGCCGCGCUGGCGGCGCAACGCCGACGCCGGCAGCCGCUCCGUGUCGGCGUCGCCGCCCGACCCGCCGCGUGCCGACACCACGCCCGACUGCUUCAUCUCAGAUUACACGGAGCUCGAUCACUACCUCAAACAAUAUGAAGAGCGGAGCAUUCUCGAGUCGUCCCUAAACGUCAGUACCAGCAGCCCGACUCCCAUGCCCCCGCCACACUAUCAACUCGCCACCUUAGAUAUAGAAAGCAAACUAGAAGAUUCCGGCUCGAACGAUCGCAGUGGACUGAGCGGGGCCCCUCAAGUGUGGUGGCGCCUUCAACUCGACCCGCAGAGGCUCACCGACUGGAACCUCAACUUGAGACUGUGGCUACAUGUAACGAUAUUGGAGCGCUUGGUGAGAGAGAUGGCGGCUGUGGACGAGGCGCUCGCCAGGAUCGGUCUGCAUGACGUUAAAUUGGGACAUGUAUCCGUGGAGCGUCUACGACAGAGCGCAAAUACCGUGGGUUGCGGCUCUUUAGCCGCCGUGCUGCCUUUCCUCGAAGCGUUCCCAGACCAGAAGUAUCUCGUGCAAAGGAUCAAAGAACUGGCUGUUGGCGGCUGUCUCAGCAACUACAAAUGGAACGGCGGCGGCAGCGACUACGACGACAGCAAGCCCACCGACGCCGAGAUAGUCCUACACUUACUCGCCACUUACCUCGACGGACAACUACCUGACGUCGGCCGUAAGGCUUUCACGGAAGGCCACAUAUCAAGCGCGCCUUCGCCACCGCCGCGCGGCGCCAGUGCGUUGUCUAUACAUAAAGUGACCAGUCGGCCGCCGCACUACGUACUGGCGUUGGAAGACGAUACUAUUGAGGUGUGCCGCGGGCGCAACAACCUCCUACACACUAUACUGCUGCUCAUAGCUGCUUGCGCGCGGCGCACGCCGCCCGCGCUGCACCGCGUGCAUCUCGGCCCCGCUGGCCUCAACAUGCUGUGGAUCAUAUCCUAGGCAGGUGCACUACUAUACGGGCCUCUUGCACCAUUCACUAACCCGGGGUUAACCGGUUAAACCUGGAGUUACCUUGGUUACCAGUACAAUUUGACACUGGGUUAACGUUUUAACGGGUUAAGCCCGGGCAUAGAGAAAUAUAGUGAGAAUAGAGUGCUCACUCCAUAUACAUCAGUUUUGGUACCAAUACGACUAUUAUUUUCGCAGUCGACAUCUAGCAUCGAGUAGCGAAAUUAACAGUAUCGCUACUUGAUACUAGAAUUCUCGAGUGACGCGCCUCACGAAAAUUGUAUUGAACAACAAUUUACAACUAAUAUUUAAAGUACAAAUCGAGUUUCGGUUAAUCCGGUUAUAAUAUUAGCUGAAAAUUGUUGAGCAUCGGACUUUUCGGUCGGUGCAACAUCUAUUGUCAAGUAGCAGUACUGAUAAUUCCUCUACUCGAUGCUAGAUGUCGACUACGAAAAUUAUAGGUUUUUGGUACUAAAACUGAAGCAUGGACUGAGCACUCUAUGUAUUUUUUUCUCUAUGCCCC
This is a messenger RNA of Cydia splendana, 2039 nucleotides long. Its product is annotated as transmembrane protein 209. The record is from RefSeq and is a predicted model, not a curated record. Bases 143 to 1507 code for a protein of 454 amino acids. Gene Ontology annotation, cellular component: membrane. Lineage: Eukaryota; Metazoa; Arthropoda; Insecta; Lepidoptera; Tortricidae. The transcript has 11 exons.